This is a messenger RNA of Mauremys mutica (yellowpond turtle), 3909 nucleotides long. It is a transcript of the gene HYAL3, whose product is annotated as hyaluronidase 3. Gene Ontology annotation, cellular component: acrosomal vesicle. NCBI's taxonomy places the organism in Eukaryota, Metazoa, Chordata, Testudines, Geoemydidae. Bases 2046 to 3566 code for a protein of 506 amino acids. The record is from RefSeq and is a predicted model, not a curated record. Gene Ontology annotation, molecular function: hyalurononglucosaminidase activity. The transcript is spliced from 4 exons. Gene Ontology annotation, biological process: carbohydrate metabolic process; hyaluronan catabolic process.
GGAGCCCCGCUCGGGCUGUGACCCGGCCUGGGGGCGGGGGACUAAACCCACAGGGUGAUCGGGGAGGUUCUGUCUCCCUGCGCCGUCUAGACGCUGGGUCUGGUGACACAUUGGCUCUCAGACAGCAGCAGCCCUGUCUGCACUGGGGAGGGAAACUCCACAUUUGCCCACAGCUCUCGCUAGUGCUUUGCCAAGAGCACCAGUGGGUAGGGCCCGGCCCUGCAUCCGAGCCGUCCCUGGUGGUAAAAGCAGGAAGCUUGGCCAGCCCAUGUCUGUGGGAGCCACAACAGGGACACGGUGGUGGGAGCACCCGAAGGGUGUGGUGCUCUGGGGCCUGGUUCUCCGUUACGCCCCGGGUGGUUAUUUAUGCCAGCGCACAGAGGAUGCUGAGUGCCACUCAGUCAUCAUGAGGGAGUUUCACCCACACUUUGUCCUGGCUUAAAUGGCUCCACAGGGCAUGGGGAAUCAGGUGCCCUUUGUGCCAGCGAGGCUAAUGCCAAGGGGCUGUGCCAGGCAGGUGUCAGCCCCUGGGGAAUAGCUCUGGCCUUUACACCAUCUCUGCAGCAGCUCUGGGCACGGGGCCAACCUGGGGCGAAGGGCCAGAGAAAGGGAGCAGAUGGGGAUGGGAGGAGGUGGGGCUGGAUCUGCACCCCUGCGAUUCUGCACCCCUGCAAACCCCAUAGGGCUCAUUGAGGUAGAGGCACAAUGUUGGGCUGCUCUGGGGUCCCCCUACUUCCCUCUUACCCUGAGUAGGGGAGGCUGCCGCCUCUUGGGCCAGGUGCAGGGAGGGAUCUGAUCCCAAGAGGGAGAAUUAGGACAAACCUCCACUGCAGGGGAGCUGAAUGGCAGGUACAAUGCCCUGGAAGUGGAGCUGUACUUGCUGUGGAGGGGUCUCCCCACCCCUAGGGGAGCAAGGAGGAGCCCUGGUGGCUGACCCACUCCCCCCACCCCCUAGUCCGCCUCUAAUUUCUGUUUCAGUGCCAGGGAAUGUUUGCAGGGGGCAGUUGGGCCCCCUUCUCAACAGGGACCAUGCAGGGGUUUGUCCGUGUGCCCAGGCGUGUGUCCACACUUCCCCAGGCUGCACAGACAUAGCCCACCUCUGUGCUCUGAGCCAUGUAAGCACACCCCCUGUGGGUGCCCACUGGGACCCUGGCACGGUGAGCUUCCCCCGGCUGUGCCCUGUGGGUGCUAGGUGGAACCCUGGCAGGGUGACCGUCCCCCUGGCUGUGCCCUGUGGGUGCCUGCUAGGACCCCGGCCAGGUAGGUUCACUAGACAGGCAGGCCUAUCUAGAGAUUGGUCCUCCUUCCUCCCCACUCUGCUGCCCUGAAGCUUGGUCCCCCAGGGGCUUGUGUUAUCGGCAUAGCAGUUAUGGGAGUGCUCCAGGUACCAUAGUGAAUACUCCCUGUUUUAACCCUUUGUAUGCCCCGGGCCUUUGUGCUGGGGUCUUGUUUUUAUUUGAAGGUUGAAGGUGCCAGGCUGAAGCCCCAGAGACCAGGUCUAGCUCAGCCAGCGCCAGGGCAAGCUCUCUUCUCACUGUGCCCCCUGGAUGUGCCCCUCACUGACAGCUGCGAAGGGAACUCUGUCUCUACCGCCACCCCCCUUCUUGGCCUUUGUGCUGAGCCUGCCUGUAAGGGGCUGGUUUGUGCCCACACGAUGGCUCCAUGGGGAGAUCAGGCUGAGAACCCACCAACUCGGCCACCUUUGAACUGAAAUCCUGCUGUGCCCUACCUGGUUUUUAGGAGCCCCCAGCGAGCAGAGCUUUUCAGGGCCGUGUGCCAGCGCUGGGGAGGGGCUGCCCCACACCAAUUUCCAUUCCAGGUCUGUGGGCCAAGGGCUCGUCCUGUAUUUAAACAGACACGUCAUUCAUGGCUGGGAAGCAGAACUGGGUGUCAGUGUCUGUGGUUGGCUGGGGAACGUGCAGCUUCCUGUGAGGUGCUUGUGAAAGAGGCUGGACAGUGUCUCUGGGGCCUCAGUCAGAGCAGAGUCUCUGAGUCGAUCCCCAGGCAGGGAGGAGACGCAGAGCACAGGAGCUCGACGGGCAUUGAUGCUGGGCAGGGGUGUUCAUUCAGGAAGGAAGCAGGAGGGGGUCCGGACCGGACGUAGUUGCAGAACGUCCACCAUGACUCUGGGCCUAACUGUCUGGCCCUGGGUCCUGUUCUGCCUCGGAGCCAUCCUGCCCUUGAGAGGGCGCAGUUGGGAGAGUGCAUCCGCCAGCCCCCUUCUCCAGCAUGAGCCAUUUGUGGUAGUGUGGAACAUGCCCACGGCCCGGUGCCACCAGCGCUUUGGGGUUGCCCUGCCUCUUGAGGACUAUGCCAUCGUGGAGAACCAAGGCAAUGCAUUCCAGGGCCAGAACAUGACCAUCUUCUACAAGAACAAGUUUGGACUCUACCCCUACAUCUCCCCGGAGGGCGAAUACUACAAUGCGGGGAUCCCCCAGAAAGUCCGCCUCAAGCAGCACCUAGAGAGGGCCACAGCGGAGAUCACCCAGCUCCUGCAGCCAGACUUCCACGGGCUGGCCGUGGUUGACUGGGAGGAGUGGAGGCCGCUGUGGAGACGGAACUGGGGCCCUAAAGCAGUGUACAAGGAGGUCUCUGAGCAGUGGGUCUGGGAGAGGUUCCCAGACAUGCGUGCCAAGAAGCGAGUCUACUUGGCUGAGGUAGAGUUUGAGGGAGCAGCCCAAGAGCUCAUGGAGAGGACGCUGGAGCUGGGGAAAGAGCUGAGGCCCUGGGGUUUGUGGGGCUUCUACAGGUUCCCUGACUGUUUCAACGAUAACUGGAUGAAGAGGGGGAAUUACACGGGGGAGUGCAAUGCCAUGGAGGUGCUGCGGAACAACCGGCUCAUGUGGCUCUGGGAGGCCUCCACUGCCCUCUACCCGAGCAUCUACCUCCCACCCAAGCUUCCGCCAGCCAAGCGCCAGAGCUAUGUUCACCACCGCCUGCAAGAGGCCUUCCGCGUGGCACGGUUUGGCCUGGAGCAGCCCCUGCCGGUGAUAGCAUACUCCCGAGUCUCCUAUCGGCACUCCGCCAGGUACCUGUCCGAGGCUGACCUGGUCCAUACGAUUGGGGAGAGCGCGGCGCUUGGUGCUACCGGCCUGGCACUGUGGGGGGACAACUCCUACUCCCGUUCAGCCGAGAGCUGCAGGAGCCUCCGCCGUUACAUCACCCACACCUUGGGGCCCUACGUGGUGAAUGUGACGUCAGCGGCCCAGCUGUGCAGCCGCCAGCUGUGUCACGGGCAUGGACGGUGUGUGAGGCAGCGCCCCGACGAGCUGGGAGCCUUCCUGCACCUCAGCCCGCAGCAGUGGGGAGCGGACUCUGUGCUGACCAACUAUGUGGGCAUGGACGAGCCGGGCCAGAGGACAUGGGGGCAGUUCUGCUGCCGCUGCUACCGCGGGUGGACGGGAGCCAGCUGUGAGAAGCCGGGGUGGACUGAGCCCAUCAGGGGCCCGGACUGCAUUGCGCGAGCACAUGAUCCUGACAUCUGCAUCGCAGUGCAGGACAGAAACACUGCGGGCUCCCAGAUCUGCCCUAAGUCUGCCUACGAGGGGAAGACGGAGCUCAGGUGACCGCCUGGAUUAGGGAGUGGCUCCUGGGACAUCAGCAGGCUCAUAGACAUAGAACCUGGGGAGAAGGGAGCCUGUGGUGCUGGUGGAAAUUCCUGCACUGACACACCCUUUAUUCCUGGCUAGAGGGCUGGAUGUGCCACAGGAUGAUCAACUGUUCCAGCCAUAAGACUACAUCCUUCCCUCCCACAAAUAAACAAUCAAUGAAUCCAUGCUGGGAUAGCCCGUUUAAAGGGGAAUCAUAGACUAUCAGGGUUAGAAUGGACUUCAGAAGGUCAUCUAGCAACCUCCUGCUCAAAGCAGGACCAAUCCCCAACUAAAUCAUCCCAGCCAGGGCUUUGUCAAA